AUGCUGGAUACUUCUCAAGCUCCAAAGCAGAUCGACCGUAAAAGCGAGGCCGAAGACGUCAUUUCCUCAUACAAAGACCCCGAGAGUAUUUUCGAGAGGUCGCUCAGUACAAGUCCUUUCAAGUCAUUACCACCGUCGAGGAGAAAUUCUCGUGUGGGUUUAAGACCCAAUGGCAGGUCCAUGUCGGUGGUUUCAAAUGGGUCGGUGUGUUCCCUAAACCUGAUUCCGGCUCAUUACAGUACAGAGGACUUCGUUGCUCCUGUUUUGGAUACGACUACAGAGAUUUUGACAGACCCCGGAAUCGACUACAGCGAAGUCACUAUUGUCUCAUGCGAAUGUGAUGAUUCGGCAUGCCGGUCCAGACACAGCAGACACAAGGACAGCAAGGCUUCUCUGCGGCCAGGCGUACUCAAUAGAAGUCGCUCCAAGUCUCGUUCUUUCAUUUGCAAUAGUCUCAUGGGAGCAUUCGAUACCACCGAUGAAGUCCGUGAGGAGGAGAAGGAGGACGCAGAAGAGUUCACAACUCCUGUGUCUCCAGAGGGGAAAACCAUCAAUUUCUACUCGUUUGCUGAUGUUGUGAAUGGUGAGAAUGAUUUAGAGAAGUUCAACGCCCAGCCUAUGAGUGAGUUCUUAACAUAG
Sungouiella intermedia is the source of this 639-nucleotide messenger RNA. The record is from the annotation of a GenBank genome assembly. NCBI's taxonomy places the organism in Eukaryota, Fungi, Ascomycota, Pichiomycetes, Serinales, Metschnikowiaceae.